This is a messenger RNA of Helianthus annuus (common sunflower), 6816 nucleotides long. RefSeq lists its product as uncharacterized. Bases 1 to 6816 code for a protein of 2271 amino acids. The transcript is spliced from 10 exons. The record is from RefSeq and is a predicted model, not a curated record. Lineage: Eukaryota; Viridiplantae; Streptophyta; Magnoliopsida; Asterales; Asteraceae.
AUGGAUGACAUAUUCACAAACCCUUUUAGUGAUAUGUAUGGUUUCACUGUAAGCUCAGGAGGAUCAGGAAAUCCAGAAAAUGAUGAUUCUACAUCAAACAAUACCAACACAAAUCAAAUCAAAGAGAAAAGGAAGGAAGCAUGGGAAUCAGAAAGCGCGUUUGGAACUUUUAAUCGUCCUCCAAAGUUAAUGGCUAUUGAAGAUUAUACAAGAUGGGCAAUAAAAUUUGAAGAAUGGCUGAUGGCGUUUGCUUUCCCCAGCUGGAAAAGCAUGAAAAAUGGGUAUGCUGCGGGUAAAAACAAUGGUGAAGUAUUGAGAAGUAAUGAAGAGAUUGAUCUAUUCGUUGCUGAACAGAAAUGUGUAGCACUACUAUUUCAAUCUGUCAGGGAAGAUAUUAUUUCACUAAUCAGCUACACCAACGCCAAAGAUUUGUGGGAUAAACUGGGAAAGAAAUGUCUGGGAAGUAAAGAAAUCUUAAAGAACAAAACUAAACUACUAAAAAAGGAGUUUGAUAUGUUCAGUUGUUUCAAAAAUGAGUCAGUCUGCAAGAUGAUCGAACGUUUUGGUCAUCUUAAAUUGGAACUUGCACGUCAUGAUAUCAAAUAUCCUGAUGAGGAGAUAGUUGAUAAACUGUUCGAUUCUUUACCAGAUGAAAUGGACUGGAGGUACUAUGCUUUGAUGUUGAAAAACACCAUUCCGCCAGCAGAACUAAAACCAGAUGUAGUGAUUGAACGACUGGAAAGCCAUGAGCUAGAAUUGAAGAAAACGUACAAAGUCAAUCAUUCAUAUCAACAAAAUCCAGAACUAUACUAUCCCAAAAGUUUGAUGCCCAAAGCCUCAUCACCGAAAACUGCAUUUUCUGCCGAAAACAUAUCUCCAGCUCAUAAAGAAAAUCAAAGCAACUCAAACAAAGAAAGUCACAGUGGAUAUCAUAGUGGGUCUACUUCUAUUCCUACUGCCUCGACAAAUCGUUCUGAUUCAAAGUUCUCAUGUAAUAUUGCUGUUGACCUGAAGAAUGCACAAAACUUUGAUGAAGAAUCUGUGAAGCAACAGAUGGUGUUUCUAGCAUCUGUGCUAGAAUCAUAUGAGGGGCUGAUUGCUGGAAAAAUUGGGAAUACUAAUCUGACAAAAGAAGACUAUGAUCAGAUAGAUCCCGAAGAGAUGGAGUUAAUUGAUAUCCAAUGGGCAAUGGCGAGUGCAGUGCGACGUGCACAACGCUUUAUGGAGAUAACGGGAAGAAAAACAAUCGGUGGUCCUUCAACAAAGCUGGGAUUUGAUAAAUCAAAGGAAGUAUUACCUGAAGAUGAUGCUAUUGGUUAUGCUUUUAUGGCGAGUCAUAAUGAACCAAUUCAAUGGAAGGAUAAUCGUACAGAACAACAAAAGUACGAAUAUCGAAAAAUGGUUGCUGAAGCAAAGAUCAUCCGACUCUCAGGUGUUUAUGAGGAAGCAACACGUGCAAACCGAUGGGAUCCAGAUAGAGAGUGUUAUUUGGAUGAAUAUGGUAACAUUGCUGUCGACUACAAGAAGAUAGACAUUGAAGCCAUUAUCCAAGAAUACAAAGAAGAGGAUGAGUACUGGCAACACAAAUGGUGGGGUACACCAACAUCGAAAAUGAUCGAGGAAGAAAGAGAGAAAGAAAGAAAAGAAAAGGAGAAGAUAGAAGAACCUGUGAAAAUUGACACCGGGUUGAUCAACACUGCACAGGAGAUGACAGCUGAAAACUUGAGAGAAAUGGCUGAUAAAGUGCUUGCUGUCAAAGCACUUGAGGUAGAUUCUACUCCUAAUUCUGAGUUAAAGAAACAGGUCAGUCAAACUAAGUCAUCAACUGUGUCAGUCACAUACCUCAAUGGGGAGAAAAUCAAGAAUCUGACAGAUAAUGUUAGAAAACUUGAAAGUCAAAUUCUUGAUUGUGAUAAAGAGUCAAAAGAAUCAGCUGAACAAAUAAAAGAAUUAAAAACUGAAAACCUGAAAAUUAAAGCUGAUCAUGACAAAAUUCUUCUUGAAAGCAGAGAUAUAGAACCUCGCACAUACAAAGAGGCACUUACUGAGGAUUCCUGGGUCAACGCGAUGCAGGAAGAAUUGAAUCAAUUUGAAAAGUUGAAAGUUUGGAAGCUGGUAGAUCUACCUGAAGGUCAUCGGAAAAUAAAUACCAAAUGGGUGUUUAAGUGUAAGAGGGACGACAGAGGAGUAGUAGUCAGAAACAAAGCUCGGCUCGUCGUUCAAGGUUUCAGUCAACAGGAGGGAAUUGAUUUUACAGAGCUUGAUGUAAAGUCGGCCUUUCUAUAUGGCAAAGUGAAAGAGGAAGUAUAUGUGGGACAGCCACCGGGGUUUGUCGAUCCACAUCACUCAAACAAAGUGUAUCUUUUGGAUAAAGCUUUAUAUGGCUUGCACCAGGCCCCGAGAGCCUGGUAUGAGACUUUGUCUCAGCACUUGCUAGCCAAUAACUUCAUCCGGGGAACAAUUGAUGCUACUCUUUUCACAAAGAUUGUUGAUGUGGUUGAUGGAAUUGUUAGCGUUGAUGCAGAAACCACUGUGGAUGAUGAUGAUAAACAAUCUGCAAUGGGACGAGGAAAAGACACUAACAAAGGACACAAUGUUCCAAGUGCAAUUGAUGAGGUCUCUACAAAAGGAACAGAAGCAGAAAAAAUGGCUGAGUGCUUAAGAAAAAGCAGAAUUGCUAAGGCAUUGUCUGAUACAACAAUAGUUUAUGAAUCUCAUGUUAGAAGAUUCUGGGACACUGCAAGGUUUGAAGAAAAGGAUAAUAAAAUUCAUGCAGUAGUCAAGAAGAAAGAUGAAAACAACAAGGAUAUUGAUGUUGAAGUAGUGUUUGGAGUAGAGGACAUAAGAAGGGUCCUUGAUUUACAAGAUUCUGACAAUGAUCCAACGAUCAUGUCAGAACGUCUUGCUAAAGGGCUAUGGUGUAGAUUGGGAUUUUCUUCACACAUCAACGGAAAAAUGUUCAAAAGGAGUUUCUCGAAACAAUACAGAUACUUAAUGCAUUGCUUAGUGCAUUCCCUAUCUCACAGAAAGGGAGCCUAUGAUGAGGUGUCUGACUACAUAAUGAACAUUGUUGUUAAAAAUUGCUUAGCCGGGAAAGACAAAUACAUUAUGUACCCAAGAUUCAUUAUGAUGAUCUUGGAUGACAAAGUUAAGGAUUUGCCAAAGAAUAAUGAUGAUAUUAUGGCAAUGGCUGAAGUGAAUAAGACUGCUAUUCUGAGAAUCACAAAGGAGAAGGAUGCUAAAACAAAAGAGUUGAUCUGUGCAUUAAAGGAUGAAUCAUACGUAGCUCCUGAAAAUGAUAAAUGGAGACAUGAUAAUAGUGAUUCAGACAAUGAAGACAAUAAGAUGAGUGAAAUGAUUGAAAAGAAAACCAGAUGGUGGUGUAUCAAAGAUGGAAAGAGAAAGAGAACACCAAAGUCGACCCCUGUGGUUGUAAUUAAAGAAACAGCAAAGGGGUCUUCUGAAGAACCUCAAAGAAAGCUAAUUGAUGAACCUGUCAUAGAACCGAGGGAGGUGGUUGAUAAAGGUGUUGGUUUAAAAGAGACUUUGGAAAGCUAUUUUAAAAAGCAUGAAGAGGCUGAACAAGCACAAGCUCAAAAGAAAGUUGGUCAAGAAGAGGAAGCUCAAAAGAACUCCAGUAAUGAAGAUUCAGAAGAAACUUUAUCUGAAUCUGAACUGGUCAAAGAGACAGUGGGAAAAGGAAAGGUACAACUGAAGAAAAGACCUUUAAAGAAAAGAAAGAAUUCUGAAGAUGAAGAUUCACCGUACAAUCCUGAGGAUUCCCAGAAAAACAGAAAGAAAAGAAAAGCUACUCGCACCGGUGAUAUUCCAAGAGUGGUUAGAGCAAAGAAACAGAAUGCUAAAUCACAAAAAGAGAAGGAAGGAAAGAAGAAACAGGACACUGCUGAAACUAGUCCUGUAGUUGAGAUACCAAAAGAAGUUCCUUUAACAGAAAUUCCAAUAGAAACACAAACUUCUUAUGAUGAUUAUGUGGAGAUUACCGGAGUCAAAUCUGCUAAACAAACAUCUGAUCGUCAUGAUAUUCCAGAAUCAUCACAACGAAAGACAGAUUAUUUCAACUUAGAUUUUGAUAGCCUUGGUGGUGCUACUGGAGAUUUCUUUAAAGAUAUGCCAGAAAGUGAAGGAGACCUAUUUCAUGAUAAAAAGAUGAAAGAAUUGGAAGAAAAAGUUAAAGCCUUGGAAAAGGAAAAGGAAGAAAACGAAGCUGUACAAAUAAAGUUGAAGGAAAUGAUUGAUGAGUUGGAGAAACGGCACGAAGACGUAAUGGAUGCAGUGCUUACAAAAGAUGAGAAUUUGAAUGAAAUGAAGGAAGAUAUAAAAGAUAAUGCAGAACUUAUUAGCGUACUUACUGAUGAAAUUGCUGCAUUGAACGCCAAAGUCAAAGACUUGCAGAAUAUCAAUCAGACUUUGAAUCAACUCUUAAAUGAGAUGAAUGAAGCUUCGACAAAUGAAAUGAAGGCAAUGAAACUAGAGAUGGAAGCUAUGAGAGCAGAUAAGGUGAUGAAAGAUAAGCAACUAGAAAUGCUUACGGCUGUGAUUGAAGCACAUCUGAAGGUGAACAUCCACGAGGCUUUUGAUCAAGUUGACAUUAUCAAGGCAAAUGAAAGAAGGAAAGAAAGAGAAAGACAGCUUGCUGAAGAAGCUAACCUGAAAAAUAAAGGCAUAGCAGAAGAAGUUGAAGUUGUUGGUUCUUCACAAAAUCAACUUGAGGUAGGUGGAUCAUCUUCUCAACCAGAAAUUGAAAUGGUGGAUACUCAAGAUGUUACAGUAAAUGAUGAAGAAAUGGUGGAAGCAGAAAAUGAAGCAGUUCAUGAACCAGAGUUUAUUAUGGUUGGUGAAUCUGUAGAGCCUAUUAUUCCGGAGAAUGUUUUGAGAGACAUUCAAAUCAUACAAAGAAAGAAAAAGGCUAAAGAAGUAUUACUACUGGAGUACUCUACCGACAAGUUUGUAUUAGUUGGAAAAGCCUAUAGAGUGCCCUAUAGUGAAGAAGAAUCUGCCAAGCUGUUAAGAUUUUUUGAAUUAAAGGAUCAAGGGAAGAUAGCUAGAGGAGAAGUGGAAGAAGAAUCUGAUAGUGAUUUUUGGGAGGAAGAAGAUGAAGAUGAUGAUAAAGAUGAUAAAGCAGACGAUAAAUCCGAUGAUGAUGAUAAGCCUAAUGAUGAUGAUGAUGAUCAAGGCACAUCGGGUUUGCUAAUCAAUGAUCCAUCUGUUCAAGAUAAAGUAAAUGAACUCAUGAAUGAUGAAGUGAAUGAACAGAAUGAUGAUGCAGAGUGUGAAGGGUCAUCUUCUGGAAACCAAUCCGGUGAUCAGGUACAUCAACUCACAUCUACUUUUAUUUCUCUUUCUGAAUAUCAUCAAGGAGAAGUAGAUAUUAUCAGAACAAGAGCUGAAAUGCUUGAGGAGUUGGGGUUAGAAGAUGGGAAGUUUAAAUUUGAUAUCGAAGAUGAAAUCCCAGAGUCUCCGAUUAAAAACUUUGAACCACAAUUUCCACUUGAAGCAGAAUUUUAUGAUAAUGUGACCAUAGAGACUGAUUCAGAUUCGGAAGAAGAAAGAAUAGAUUUUCACUAUGAAGGUGAAGACAUGGCAUUUCCUACAUUCACAGAGUUAUUUGAAGACAUGAAUGCAGAAUUAUUGAAAAGAAAAAUUGAAGAAAGAGUUGCAUCUGCUGAUAUGCCUGAACCAGUUCCAAGAGAAAUUUCUGCUGAAGAGAGAAAGAAAUGGUUCAGAUCAAUGCCAAAGGAAAGAAAGCCUCUUAGAGCCCUACAGUAUUUUACUCAUGAUAAAGACUUAUCUUGGGGUGAUAUUCUUUCUUGGGGGUAUCUGGAAGACUUGAAUGUUUAUGCAAUUCGAAGAGAGCAAGGUGUUCAAUAUUUCAGGUGCAUUUCUGAUCUUGCUACCUUACCUUGGUGGGACGUAGAUGAAUUGGUGGUUACAAAGAAUAUUAAACAACUCUACUACGGUCCUGAAGUAAAACAGAGAGACCAGAAGCUGUGGAAUUACAUCAAGUAUCAAGCAACGAUCAAUUAUCCAGAUUGGAAACCACAGUUUCCUAAAAGAAUUGUGAAGUAUAAAGCUAAAGGUGAGAAGGACGUUACUCUUGAUGUCAAACCGCCAAAGUGUUUGAAGAGCAUGCCUUUAAGGGCUAUUGAGCAGGAUUUCUAUGAUUUAUUUCAAGCAUGGCUCUAUAAUCCUUCUACUGCUGAAGCUGUGAUCUCUUUGUACGAUAAAGACACUGGUGAAGCUAGGAAAAUUUGUAUUCUAGACCCGAUGUGGCUGGUAAAUUGCUCAAAGAAAGACAUAGAUUGCUUGUUUGUCAACAAGAUAAUCUAUGACAAGAAAGACAAAGCCAUUGCUCAGCAGUACCAGAGUGUAGUUGAUGUCUGUUUUGCUAAAGAAAUCAACUCUGGUAAGAACUGGAAAACCUCAUGGAGAGAACUAGAGGUUGAUGAGUUUCUAAAGGUGUACAAGAGAAGUUUAAGAUCCAAGGAAAUUCAGAGAAAAGCUGUUGAAAGAGGAAGACGAAAUCUUGGAUUUGUACCUCCUACUGAUCAGACACCCAUAGAGUCUGAAGAGAACAAGAUCCCUAAGUGGGACAGAAAAAGAGAUGGAGAUCCAGUGUACAGAAAUUGGUGGAUAACAGAGGGAAGACAUAAGAGAAGACAAAUGUUAGCUGAACGAGAAGAGAAGAGAAAACAAAAGGCACGAGAUAGAAGACGCAACAGGAGACUAUUGAACAUGGAAAUCAUAUGUCUUUCUGUAUCUGUAUAUGAUUUGCUGGAUUCCGCACAGCAAUCAUAG